Molecule: messenger RNA, 720 nt
Organism: Hyaloperonospora brassicae
Lineage: Eukaryota; Oomycota; Peronosporomycetes; Peronosporales; Peronosporaceae
Source: the annotation of a GenBank genome assembly
AUGAGCGACGAGGGCAAGCGCAAGCGCUGGUUCCCGUUGGAGUCCAACCCAGAGGUCAUGAACACAUACGUGGAGAAGAUGGGCUUUCCCACGAGCUCGUUCAGCUUUUGCGACGUGCUGAGCACCGAAGAGUGGGCGCUGGCGAUGGUGCCGACGCCCGUCGUGGCAGUCAUCAUGCUUUUCCCAAUAAAACCUCACACAGAGGAAGCGGACAAGCAAGAGGCUGCAAGGAUAGAGAAAGACAGGCAAGUCGUGUCUCCCAACGUGUACUACAUGCGCCAAACUGUCGGCAACGCGUGCGGCACCGUGGGCAUCUUGCAUGCCGUGGGCAACAUGCGUCACCUUGUCCAGCUCGCUCCGGGGAGCUACUUGGACAAGUUUUUCACGUCGACUAAGACCAAGACGCCUCAAGAAAUCGCACACUACCUGGAAGAAGAUGAUGAGCUGGAAAAGACCCACGGCGGCGCAGCCGAAGCUGGUCAGUCAGAGCAACUGCAAAGCGUGGACGACCCGAUCAACACGCACUUUGUGUGCUUCAGCUGCGUGGACGGCCACCUGUACGAACUGGAUGGCCGAAAGAAGAGUCCGAUCAACCACGGACCUUCGAGUCCAGACACAGUGUUGCAGGACGCGUGCCAAGUUAUCAGGAAGUUUAUGGCCCGAGACGAGAACGAGAUGCGCUUCACGAUACUUGCGCUGGCAAAGACCGCGACGCAGUAG